AUGAAGUUUUUAUUAUUAUUAGUUUUAACAAUUUGUUUAGUCAAUGUUGGAUUAGCAAAAAGUGUUGAACCUCGUGGUGUAAAAUUAGCAUUAACAAAAUCAUCAGAUUCAAUGAGAGUCACAUGGUGGACUGAAGAAAAGAUGUUGUCACCAGUGGUUUUAUACAGCACAAAGAUGUUCACACCUGAAAGAGAUUCAUCAUUUGCAGUUCAAGCUGAAGCUCAAAAGUUUGACAAAUCUGAUUAUUAUGGCUAUCCAACUACAGCAGUUCUUCCAGAUCUUGAAGAAUCAACAACCUAUUUCUAUUAUGUUGGUGACAAAGCUCAAGGUGUUUAUAGCAAUCAAUUUAAUUUUACUACUGGUUUAAUUAACAAAGAAAGAUCAAACUCAUUUAGACCAUUUAAAUCAAUUUUCUUUGGUGACAUGGGUUAUGGAGAAACCUAUACAACUGUUGACAAUAUUUUAUCCCGUCUUGAUGACGAUUUAUCAUUUGUUGCCCAUGUAGGUGACAUUGCAUAUGCUGAUGUCAAAAAUGGUGGUGUCCUCUAUGGAGACCAAACAGUUUAUAAUUUAUUUUUAGAUGCCAUUGAACCAAUUACUUCAAAUAAACCAUAUUUGGUUUGUCCAGGUAAUCAUGAUGUUUUUAAUGAUCAAUCUUAUUAUCUUAAAACAUGGCAAAUGCCAACUGAUAAACAUAAAGAUUCAUGGUAUUCAUUUGAUUAUAAUGGUGUUCGUUUUGUUAGUUUUUCAUCUGAACAUGAUUGGUCAGUUGAUUCCUCACAAUAUAAAUGGAUCGAAAAACAAUUAAAAAGUUACAGAGAAUCAAAUCCAGAUGGUUGGCUUGUAGUUUACUCACAUAGACCAGUUUAUUGCUCUGCUAAAUGGAAAUGGUGCUCAUCUGAUAAUAAAAAAGUAUAUUCAUUAAAGAAACCUUUUGUUAAAGCAAUUGAAAAAUUAUUAUACAAAUAUAAUGUAAAUCUUUAUAUUGGUGGUCAUUCACAUAGUGUUGAAUAUACCUAUCCAGUUUAUAAAAAUCAAGUUAUGGGUGAUUAUGAUGAUCCAAAAGCAACUGUUCAUAUUACCGUUGGUACAGGUGGCAAUGUUAAUAGAUUAUUAAAAUGGUACGAUCUUCCAAGUUGGGCAAAUGACUUUAGAAGCAGUGAUAAUGGAUUUGGUGUAUUAAACUUUGUAAAUGAAACCCACUUAAAUUGGCAAUUCAUUUCAAAUGAAGAGGACAACCAAGUAAUCAAUGAAUUCUAUUUAGCCAAAGGCCAAUUUUAA
This is a messenger RNA of Dictyostelium purpureum, 1281 nucleotides long. RefSeq lists its product as uncharacterized. The record is from RefSeq and is a predicted model, not a curated record. Gene Ontology annotation, molecular function: metal ion binding; acid phosphatase activity. The transcript is spliced from 3 exons. NCBI's taxonomy places the organism in Eukaryota, Evosea, Eumycetozoa, Dictyosteliales, Dictyosteliaceae. The coding region runs from base 1 to 1281 and encodes 426 amino acids.